Molecule: messenger RNA, 615 nt
Organism: Aureobasidium vineae
Lineage: Eukaryota; Fungi; Ascomycota; Dothideomycetes; Dothideales; Saccotheciaceae
Source: the annotation of a GenBank genome assembly
AUGUGGGCAACAUUGUCCCGGGCAACUGGCCUCAGCUUGAGAAAGUCGUUCGUCUCGAUCGAGUCCAGACUCUUCUCGGUUUACGGUGCCAACCUCGUGAGUCUGUCUACAGACCCCGCCAAAAGGAGGCAGCAACUGGACGCACUCAACCUCCGCAGACGUACAGAUCCUGAGUGGCAUAGACAAGAAUUGAUCCGGCGUGAGAGAUACAGGAGGCGCAACGCUGCCAAACUUUCCGAUUAUAACAGCCAGUAUAACAAAUCGUUCCUUCCGCGAUAUACUUCAGAUCCCACGGUCCAGCUUUCACAGCGGUUGCAAAACUGGGUGAAACUACACGUAUGGGUGCGUGAGGAGCUUCCUUGGAAGACUCAUCGUCCUGUGCGUUACGAGACUCCCACUCCGCGUCGUUGUGAGUUCUGCGGCAUCACGAGACGUAACGGCUUGCAUUUGGUUUGGCAGCGCAUUGCCCAACCAGACUUAUACAGCUGCCAUCGCUGUUAUGCGAGACAAGGUACCGAAACUUGUCUGCCUACAGGAUAUGAGGACAUUCGUGGCAUCAAAGAGCUUGCUGCACGGAAAAAGCAACUGGAGCAGCCGAAGUCUGGAUCACCUUGA